Molecule: messenger RNA, 174 nt
Organism: Cryphonectria parasitica EP155
Lineage: Eukaryota; Fungi; Ascomycota; Sordariomycetes; Diaporthales; Cryphonectriaceae
Exons: 1
Source: RefSeq, a predicted model, not a curated record
UACAAGCCUUCUCUAUGCAAUUACUUGGAGCAUCAGAACAAUCCUAACGUACAUAUCCAGAGUACUAAGAAUAUAUUCGAUUUCUUUGAGAGCUUCGAGAAAGCUCUCAAAAAAACCUUUAAUAAUCCUAACGAAGAAUGCAUUACAGCUCAGCAGCUUAUGGAUCUCAGAUAG